CACGCACACAUUCUCUCUCUCUCUCUCUCUUCUUCCUACCAUUCUUUCUCUCUUUCUCGCUCUAAUCCUACCCUUCUCUCUCUCUCUCUCUCUCUCUCUCUCUCUCUCUCUCUCUCAUGGUUCUACCUUCUAACGCACGCUUUGAAAGCUUUCCGUAAAGUUUUUCAACUCCCCAACUAUCUCUAUAUAUAUAGAGGAACAAACGCAGUUUCACGCAUCUCACGUUGAGUAAUUUUCUCUUCCACUUUCUCACCGUCCAAACACGUCCAAACCAUGUCCACCGACCUGCACCUCCACCACGAGUUACCCAAGCUCCGAAUCGCCGCCGUCAAAAUAGACGACGUUCCCUCCCCUGACCAUGACAUCUCCUCCGUCGUCACACGAGCCGAGAAUGAGAACGACGGCGCCGUCACGGUCGCCGACGACGAAGAGAGUUACCGUACUCCGACGUCCAAGGAGAGCAAGAUUCCGGCCGUGCUGACGUGUCCUCCGGCGCCGCGAAAGCCGAAGCCCUUCGUGUCGUGCAAGAGGAAGCUUCUAGAUGAAUUUCAGUUCUUCGAGGUGACGAGUAAGGAGGACAUGGAUGCGUUUUUCAGAUCCACUUUUCCUAAGAGGAGCUGCCCUUGUACAUGAAAAUAAUUCCAACCUUAGCUUCCUCGAAAACACUACCUUGGUGUCAAACUACGUAAAUUACACAAUUUUUGUUUUUUUUUUUCUUUUAAUCCUAUUCCACUUCUUUUGUUCAAUUUCUUUCUUCUUCUUCUUCUUCUUUGGUUUUUUUAUAUGUUAUAUAUAUUUCACUUUGUAUAAGAUGUGAAAUAUUGGAUCCCGAAUCGUAUAUGUUCAUUAAUCGAAUCACAUACCUUGAAUUCUCUCCAAUCCCAUUAUAAUUUGAUCGUUUCAAUUUGUU
Abrus precatorius (Indian licorice) is the source of this 910-nucleotide messenger RNA. Its product is annotated as cyclin-dependent protein kinase inhibitor SMR1. The coding region runs from base 274 to 633 and encodes 119 amino acids. Gene Ontology annotation, biological process: regulation of DNA endoreduplication. Lineage: Eukaryota; Viridiplantae; Streptophyta; Magnoliopsida; Fabales; Fabaceae. The record is from RefSeq and is a predicted model, not a curated record. The transcript has a single exon.